Habropoda laboriosa is the source of this 948-nucleotide messenger RNA. Its product is annotated as achaete-scute homolog 2-like. Gene Ontology annotation, biological process: regulation of transcription by RNA polymerase II; developmental process. Gene Ontology annotation, molecular function: DNA-binding transcription factor activity, RNA polymerase II-specific; RNA polymerase II transcription regulatory region sequence-specific DNA binding; protein dimerization activity. Lineage: Eukaryota; Metazoa; Arthropoda; Insecta; Hymenoptera; Apidae. The record is from RefSeq and is a predicted model, not a curated record.
AUGACGACUAUGGGUGUCACGGUGUUCUGCAACAGGGUACAAAUAAACGGGAACGAUCAGGAGCAGCUGAUGCUGUUGAGAACGCUGCAGGAUAACGAGAGCAACAUAAUCGGCAAUCAGCCUCACUUGAUCAUCCCGAAAAACAGCAACAACGGUGGUAACGCGGAUUCGGUGACAGUACUGCCGCCGUACGAUCCAUCCAGAUUGAAGAAACACGGGAAGAACGGUCAACCGCCACCGGUGGCGGUCGCGCGAAGAAACGCUCGCGAGAGGAAUCGCGUUAGACAGGUGAACAAUGGAUUCGCUACCCUAAGACAGCACAUUCCGAGCCACAUAGCCGCGGGCUACGGAGACAGAGGUAAGAAGCUGUCGAAAGUGGAAACCCUGCGAAUGGCCGUGGAGUACAUUAGGGGACUUCAAAGGCUGCUCGCCGAGGCUGAUGGGGUUGAAUACGAUUCGAAGGUUACCGCCGCGCAAUGCGCGCCUUCACCCACCAGCAGCGGUCCUGGCGACGACGACGUGGAACAGCUGGAGGACGACGAGGAGAACGGGAAGCAAAAACUUACAUUCAACGCGGUUCCAUCGCCACGCGACUACUACGCGUCCUCGGUGGGGGACGAGGAGAAUUUCGAACCGAGGACACUAUCGAACGCGCAGAAUUUUUCCCGUCUCUCCCCUAACUCGGUGGCGUCUCCUCCUUCCGAGUAUUAUGGACAAAACGAGGAGAACCUCGAGCCUCGGAUUCUGUCGCCGUACAGCGGUGCGGAGGACAGUGAAGAGGGUGCGGCCACCGUUUACGCGGCGAGUCCGGAAACCUUUUCUGGUGCCCUGUAUUGUAAGCAAGAGAUCACCGAGUCUGGUGAAUUCAUGGACGUCGUCAGCUGGUGGGAACAGGAGCAGGGCAGGCUAGUACAUCAGCAACACACCCAACGUCUCACACAUGUGUAA